AUGGAGGCCACGUCCGCGCUCAGCCCCUCACCGUGGGAGAGGCGUCGAGCCUGGGUCCGGCAGAGCCGGAGCUGGAGGAAUUCCCUGCUGGAACACCAGGAUGUGGCCUCUGCCCCAUGGAACCUCCCCGAGCUGCAGCCCCACAUGGACCACGGGGGGACCCCAAGGCCUGGGUCCCCUCAUGGGUGUUUCUGUGCAUUCCCAAUGGCAGGAAGCUCAUGCGGGAAGAUCGAGACGUGGCUGCGGGAGUGUGGGUCAUCCAUUGCGGUCCCACCGGAGGAGCCGGCCUUGCCUGGUCCCCACGGGUAUGGAAGCAAUGGGACCAGCUUCGAGGAUGACCUGACCCUGGGAGCUGAAGCUCUCCUGCUUCCAGGGAGCAGCAAGGCCAUGGCCAGGACCAAGCGCCUCAGCCUGGGCCACAGCAUGGCCUCCAGCCUCACCACCAAGACCAGCUCCAGCAUCUCGGAGGUGCUGGAGCGAUGGGAGCUGGAUGCUGAGGAGAUCCUGUACAACCUGGGCUUCGUGCGGAGCGAUCCGGGUACCACAUCCCGCAUCCCGGUCAGGUUCCUCACGGCUCCUUCCCGAGCCAAAGGCAUCGACUUCCAGCUCUUCCUCAAGGCCCAAGUGCGGCGCAUGGAGAUGGAGGAUCCCUGCUUGAUGCUGGCCAGUCGCUUCCAGCAGGUCCAGGCUCUGGCUGCCACGGCCGAUGCCUUCUUCUGCCUCUAUUCCUAUGUGUCCCGGAGCCCAGUGCAGAGCAUCUCCCCCUCCUGCUGCUCCAGGGCUCAUCCCGACAUUCCCAACAUCCACAUCCCAGCAUCCCAACCCGGAGCCCUCUCUCCCGUGGAACGGCUGAAGAAGGCUGUGGCCACCAUGUGCCUCUACACACCCCCAAGGGAUGAGGACAACCCACGGGGGUCCAGCACAGUGCCCCCCAUCCAGCCCAGUGCCAUGGGGAUGGUGAUGGAGCAAUCCCAGUGCGAUCCAGAUGAUGUGCUGGAAGGAUGGAGAAGGGACAUGGAUGUGGUCCCUGUGUGUCCCCAUCCUGGUGCUGCAUGGGGACCCCCGGAGCUGCCCUAUCCCCAGGGCUGGGGGUUAUUGGGCACCCCCAUAGGGGUGGCACAUGGGGAUAGGGAUGCUCCGUGUGCUCCGGCAUGGGAAGAGCAUGGACCGGACCCUGCUGCGGGGUGGGAAUGGGGCACCUUGUCCCCAGUGCUGCAUCCCUAUGGAAGUGAAGUGUGGGUCCCCCCCCAGCACCCAUUGGACAAGGGGGGCUCCUAUGGGACCCCCCUGGGGGGGGAAGCCGGGUCCCAUGGGUGCUACAUGGGUGCUACCCUGCACCCGGACACACCAAGGGCUGGUGGCCACCGGGCAUGGAGCAGGGACCGGCACUGGGGGGGGCAGAGGGACACGGGGAUGCUCCCAUCACCCCAACGACCCUCCAUGGACUCCUUUGAGAUGGAGGAGGUGCUGAGCGCCAGCGAGGAGGAAGAUGAUGGCGAUGGUGGUGAUGAUGAUGAGGAU
Molecule: messenger RNA, 1521 nt
Organism: Melopsittacus undulatus (budgerigar)
Lineage: Eukaryota; Metazoa; Chordata; Aves; Psittaciformes; Psittaculidae
Gene: TESPA1
Product: thymocyte expressed, positive selection associated 1
Exons: 9
Molecular function (GO): signaling receptor binding
Source: RefSeq, a predicted model, not a curated record